This is a messenger RNA of Symbiodinium necroappetens, 627 nucleotides long. The record is from the annotation of a GenBank genome assembly. NCBI's taxonomy places the organism in Eukaryota, Dinophyceae, Suessiales, Symbiodiniaceae.
AUGUCACUUCUUCUGGCCCUCUCUUGCGAUCCGGCUUCAGAGAGAGGUGACGACGACAUGACCUUCGAACCCCCGGCAGCCCGAGAGCGCAGUGCUUUUGUGCAGCAGGUGCACAUGUUGGCAAACAUUCCGAUUGCGGUUGGCAACCGAAUUUCCAGAAUGCCGCUCGCACCUUCUGCACGAUGUACCUUUAUUUAUAUCUGGUCCUCUUGGCUGGCUUUGGUAGUGGAAGAUGAGUUUACGCGCUGGUUCUUGCUUUGCGCAUCCUUCUCCGCUUAUGCCGUGGCUGCUCUAGAACAGCUGGUGCAAUGCUUCAUCUACUGGGAUCGGGAUGGCGGUGGCGAAUGGGGCGUUCUCGUGCUCUUCCAGGUGUUCCUGGCGGGGUUUUAUGGUGUCAUCUACAUCGGUGCAGAGCUGAACCUCUACUCUUGGCAGACAGAGCAGCUUGCCUACACCUUCUCAGAUGUCGGGGCCAAGUUCUUGCAUUCCAGCUGGCUCAUGAGCUUGCAUCGGCAGCGGAACCUUCUGCGGCUAAGCCAGCUAAGACGCUUCUGCUGCGACUCAGGGUUUAGGUUUCAGAUCAUAGAAGGGCUGCCUACACUACGGCUGCAGACCUUCAGCGGAUGA